Molecule: messenger RNA, 4385 nt
Organism: Megalobrama amblycephala (Wuchang bream)
Lineage: Eukaryota; Metazoa; Chordata; Actinopteri; Cypriniformes; Xenocyprididae
Product: potassium voltage-gated channel subfamily A member 3
Exons: 1
Coding region: 1973-3529 (518 amino acids)
Biological process (GO): protein homooligomerization; potassium ion transmembrane transport
Cellular component (GO): voltage-gated potassium channel complex; membrane
Molecular function (GO): protein binding; delayed rectifier potassium channel activity
Source: RefSeq, a predicted model, not a curated record
UCUUUCUCACAAUACUCUUCUACAUAAUGCAGUAAGCUUCAAUGAACAAUAUCAAUUGAGAACAAACAGUUUACGUUGCUAAGAGUGGUUGCUAAGGGUGUUGUGUGGUGAUACACAGAGCCGUUGGGUGAAGUGGUCAUAGCCAUGUUUUAUUGUGAAUAAAACCAAAGUAUAGUCUUUGAUUAAACACAGCUAUUGACCAAUCAGAAUCAAAGGACAGGACCUAACCGUUUUAUAAAUGUAUUUAUGAAAUGAUAGAUAUCCUUUAAGUUGUGGACCAUCAAGCCUACUCAAGUUGUAAAAAACAUUAUCGUAUUACUUUUUACUUGAUGAUUACAGCACUUAAAUCUAAAUAUUUAUUGAAAACAUUUUUCAAAAAUGCUCUCAAACAAUAUGAAUUAAUGAUUUCACAAAAGUUCUCAAACAUAUUUUAUUUCAUGUUGCAUUUUAAAUAUUAUGACUUUUCAAUCAUGAAUAAUUUGGAGUUUUCUUGAAGAUAUUCCAUUUGACUACUUCAAUUAACCUUGUCUUUAUUAAAGGUCAUAAUAUUAAUAUUUAAAAGAAUCUACAUUUAAAAUGUGUCUUUGAAAUUCCUUCAUUCCAGUCAGUGGCUUUUUUACUUGAUAGAGCCUGACAAAAUAUGAGCACCACCUCAUUGACAAAAGAUAUGUUUAUUUGUUCAUUUUUUCCUGUAUAUAUUUUCUGCCUUUUUUGGAUACGCAUACAGUAUUGAAUGUGUUGAUACCCAUAGGGGAUCCCUGAGUUAAAUCAUGGGCUCGGGUGAGAAGUUUAUAGGGUGAAUCUUCCGGUUUCAGAACUAUGGACAGCUCCGAAAUAUUUUCCUGGCUUUUAAUCUCAGGUCACGCACAUUACCAACACACUUUGUGGGGGGAAUAUUGACUGAUAUUCUCGUGCCUUGUGACGUCAAAAUCAAUAUCAAGGUGUGAACGAGCAAUAAAAUAUAACAUAUUUAUGGAUCUGCGACUAAUCCAUUGCUGUGUUAUGCAAAGACGAAGUCCCUGCUGCGCUCCAAAUGUCAAUCACAGUGACGUUGGCGCGUGUCCUUUCAUUUUCAUGAAGGUGGGGGAACAUGCUCUCAAUGACAUUCUGAAUGUAAGUCCAUUGUGUGCAUGCUAAGCACAUCAGACACAACCAAUACAGCAUUAUUGAUAACAUUCAAACAAUAUUUUCGUAUGAAGAGUGCGAAAUUAUGGGGAGUGAUCUGACUCAGCUGAUUAAAUCUUGAACACACCAAAGGAGGUCAAAACAAUCCACUGAAGGGUCCUGAAAUCAUAUAGUCGUUUUAACGGGCUUGUUUCAGUAUAAUAACCACAAAAGUUGGUAACCUCUGCAACAAGCUGCUCGUUUGUUUUCCAUUAGGAUCUGUAUCGGAGAGCACAUUAACAAAGCUGUCAUAUUUAUCACUUCGUUAUAGAUUUAGAUUUCGAGGGCGCCAAAACUGUUGCGCGAGAUGAACUUCAACAGAUUGAAUUGCUUUAUAAUACAAUUCAAAUUCUGCGCAGCAUAGACUGAUUGCUCAGCUGAGUCAGACACUAACCUCAGUAUGAUGAACUAUUCAUUCAUGUGCUCCUACAUAUGAGCAUUGCAAUUAUUCUAACAAAUGUCAGUGAGGGUUUUCAUUUUAGGUAACCUAACGUUUGCACUUGUCGCUGAUGCGCGUUCCCACACCCCCUCCCCUAAACUGUGGGCAUCGGUGACGCGCGUCUGGGGUUCAUGUUUAUGUCUGUCAGGUUUCCGAUUGGGCGCCGUGUAGAUGUGUGAUGAGCAUCCGCGCGCCGUGGGCGGGAGCAGUCAUGUUUAUAACCCACAGUACGCGCGCCGUGGGCGGGAAGACCGGAUUGAGAAAGUAGCGAUUUGAGAGUGAGGACGCGCGGCAGCGGCGGGCGGCUGUGGCUGACAGGAGCUUGUGGAGGAGGCGCGGCUUCCACUGCCCCUCCACCUAAGCAGCUGUAUGGACGACCACCUUAGCCUCCUCCACUCGCCUCCGCCUUCCUUAAGCAAGCACCGGGGCAACAACCUCGUGAACCACGGAUACACCGAAAACGAGCAAGACACCAUGACAAUUGUUGCUUGCGACAACAUGCUGGAGGAGUCGGCGGCGCUGCCCGGGCACCACUCGCUGGAGCGCUACGAGCCAGACCACGAGUGUUGCGAGAGAGUUGUCAUCAAUAUCUCGGGCUUGCGAUUCGAGACACAGCUCAAAACCCUGUCCCAGUUCCCCGAGACUUUACUCGGCGACCCCAAGAAGAGAAUGCGCUACUUUGACCCCCUCAGAAACGAGUAUUUCUUUGACAGGAAUCGCCCGAGCUUCGAUGCCAUUUUGUAUUACUACCAGUCAGGGGGGCGUAUACGGAGACCCGUGAACGUUCCUAUUGACAUUUUCUCCGAAGAGAUACGCUUCUAUGAGCUCGGGGAGGAGGCUAUGGAGAAAUUCCGAGAGGAUGAGGGCUUUAUAAAGGAGGAAGAGCGUCCUUUGCCCACCAAUGAAUUCCAGCGACAGGUGUGGCUGCUGUUUGAGUACCCGGAGAGCUCGGGUCCGGCCAGGGGCAUUGCGAUCGUCUCGGUGCUGGUCAUUUUGAUAUCGAUCGUUAUCUUUUGUCUGGAAACAUUACCCGAGUUUCGGGACGACAAAGACCCGACGACGGUCGCCCCGCUUAUGAACGGAACUCUCCCGUACUUCACAAGUCCCUUCUCGGACCCGUUCUUUGUGGUUGAGACUCUUUGCAUCAUCUGGUUCUCUUUUGAACUGCUCGUCAGGUUCUUCGCGUGCCCGAGCAAAGCCACGUUCUCCAAGAACAUCAUGAACAUUAUUGACAUUGUGGCCAUCAUACCCUAUUUCAUCACUUUGGGGACAGAACUCGCGGAACGGCAAGGCAACGGCCAGCAGGCGAUGUCCUUGGCCAUUCUCCGGGUCAUCAGACUAGUCCGCGUGUUCCGGAUAUUCAAACUCUCGCGGCAUUCUAAAGGACUCCAGAUUCUGGGGCAAACGCUCAAAGCCAGCAUGCGCGAGUUGGGCUUGUUGAUAUUCUUUCUCUUCAUCGGUGUUAUCUUAUUCUCGAGCGCCGUCUACUUCGCCGAGGCGGACGAUCCCGACUCGGGCUUCAACAGCAUCCCUGAUGCUUUCUGGUGGGCGGUGGUAACCAUGACGACCGUUGGAUACGGCGACAUGCACCCAGUCACCAUAGGGGGCAAAAUCGUCGGCUCACUGUGCGCGAUCGCGGGCGUGUUAACUAUCGCUUUGCCAGUGCCAGUCAUCGUGUCCAAUUUCAACUACUUUUACCACAGAGAGACUGAGGGAGAGGAGCAGGCGCAGUACCUCCACAUCGGCAGCUGUCAGCCUUUGUCCUCCUCCGAGGAGCUGAAGAAGACGCGCAGCACGUCGUCGCUCAGCAAGUCGGAGUACAUGGUCAUUGAGGAGGGCAUCAACAGCGCGUUCAAGCAGCCCAACUUUCCCGCUCAGAACAACCAAAACUGUGUAAACAUUAAAAAGAUGUUCACAGACGUCUAGGCGUCUAGACGCGCGUGUCAGUGCAAGUCUGCGCAAUGGCAACGCUGUAGGUUAAUGUCAUGACAGUCAAGCGCUGAGUGUGUCGCCCUCCAUUUCCACGACGCAGAGGUUUAACGCACCAGUCCCAUGCACCUGUUUGAUUGAACCAUUUUACUGUGAGGAGAAAGCCCUCAUCGGCUUUCAAUCUAUUUGCUGUCUUUAGGGUACGUUCAUUCAUAUAGGCAACAUGUGUGUCUUCAGUAUGGCAAGCCAAUUUAACAUUUAUUCCUUAAACUAACUAGUAUUUGUUUUUAUUUUAGUAGCGUACAUUUUUUUAUUACUAAUCAGUUUUUUAUUUUCUCACAUGUUGCUGGUAGUCAAUCCGACACCCCGGCACAUUUGUUUUCCACUUCGAGCACUCAAUAGUAGGCUACUAUUUUUCAGAUACUAGUUACUUAUAUUCCCUCAUAUCCAAGCUGUGAAAAUAUUUGCUAUUGAAUUAUGUCAGAUAUAUAUUAUACAAUUAACUUCUGACUAGCAUGUACUAGUAACAUUUUUAAACAUACUUUAUAAAGAGUAGCCAUUCUGACAAGUUAAAGAUGCAAUUUUACCUAGUGAUAUGCUGUAAAUUAUAUCUAAAUAAUUAUUGGGAUAGAUAUCAGUGCCUCAUAAAUAAGUAUUAGCAUCUAAUAAAUAAGUACUAGAAAGUGCCAGCAACAAUUAGAAUACAUCAUUGGAAGUGAAUAUUUAAUCAAUUAUCUUCCGGAAACAAUCAAGUUGUUGCUGUUACUUCUGGAACUAGUAGCAAAAUAAUAAAUACUAGUAUUUAAUGAAUAGUUUACUGGCAAGUCACUAAUUAUUAGUAAUAAAAAUGUAU